ACUUGUUUUGCAGCCUUCAAAAACUAAGUCAAAUUCUACAUGGACACUAUAUACUGUCUGACUCAGCAGCCAAAAAGCUGACAGAACUAUAUGUAUUUGUUCUGAUAUUAUGUCCUCUUUGUGUUGAAUUUUUGUACCCCUAUUUGUUAUAAUUUGUAUGGUGAUUUUUGUAUGUAAUAAAACAUACAAAAAUCUCCAAUUCGAAACGUCCAGUAGAUGGCGCCCUUGUAGUAUUCUCAUGUAAAGACACACUGAGCGUCUAUUCUGUUCGUGAAGGGUGGAUAUAUAAGUUGGGUAGGCUUAUUAUAUUUCAUUAGAGUAGGCCUAUUAUGUAGAUGCCAUCGUUUGGAAACAUCUUUAUUAUUAUGACUCAAAAGCCUUCAGGGAUAAAUCGUAAUAAAAUGCACGAACCACGCCCGCCACACAACUAGGAAGUCCCUUAAAAGCGUGCGCACUCUGAACAUUUUCAGUGAAGCAUUGGGCAGCACAAAAGGAAGAAUGGCAAACGCAGCUCCAAGCAACCAGAACCUUUUUACAUGCCCGAUUUGUCUUGAUCUACUGAAUAAUCCUGUGACUAUUCUUUGUGGACAUAGCUACUGUAUGGGCUGCAUUAAGGGUUACUGGGACCAGGAAGACCAGAAGGAAGUCUACAGCUGUCCCCAGUGCAGACAGACCUUCACUCCAAGACCCGUUUUGAACAAAAAUAAUGUUUUUGCUGAGCUUGUGGAGCAGAUGAGGAAGACCAGAAUCCAACCUGUUGAUCCAGUUCCAUAUAUUGCUGGACCUGAAGAUGUGGAUUGUGAUGUCUGCACAGGGAGAAAACUCAAAGCGGUGAAGUCCUGUCUGGACUGUCUUGUGUCCUAUUGUGCAACUCACUUGAAGGCCCACAAUGAUGUUAUCCUUGGGCGAAAGCACAAUGUAGUUAAUGCCACAGGUCAGCUACAGGAGAGGAUCUGUGCCCAACAUGAGAAGCCGUUGGAAAUAUUUUGUCGCACAGAUCAAACUUGUGUCUGUUUUCUCUGUAUGGUGGAUGAACACAAAGGCCAUGACACUGUGUCAGCCUCUGCAGCGAGGAAAGAGAAACAGGAAUAUUUUGGGGAGACCCAGAGAGGCUUUCAUCAGAGAAUCCAGGAGAGAGAGAAGGAACUGCAGGAUCUGAGGAAGGCUGUGGAGACUCUCAAGAUCGCUGCACAGACAGCAGUGGAGGACAGUGAGAGGAUCUUCACUGAGAUGAUCCGCACCAUUGAGAGAAGACGCUCUAAGAUGAAAGAGCUGAUCAGAGCUCAGGAGAAGGCUGAGGUGAGUCGGGCUGAAGGACUCCUGAAGCAACUGGAGCAGGAGAUCGCUGAGCUGAAAAGGAGAGAUGCUGAACUGGAUCAGCUUUCACACACGGAGGACCACAUCCAUUUCCUCAAGGCCUUCCAGUCAGUCAGUGCCUCACUGGAGUCCAAAGUCUUAUCCUGCGUCUAUGUUAACCAAAGACUCUCUUUUGAGGCUGUGAAGAAAUCUGUCUUUACACUGCAGGGGCAGUUGGAGACUCUCUGCCAGGAGAAAUUCAUGAAAAUGUGUGCAUCAGUGACUGAGAUCCAUGUUGUUUUGCCUUCUGACCCUACAACUAGAGAGGAAUUCCUACAAUACUCUUGUUACUUCACACUGGAUCCAAACACAGCACACAAAAAACUCCAUCUGUCUGAGGGGAACAGGAAGGUGGAGAGGAGAGCUGAUGACCAGUCAUAUCGUGAUCAUCCAGAGAGAUUUGAGAAUAAUGUUCAGGUUCUAUGUAGAGAAGGUGUGUCUGGACGCUUCUAUUGGGAGGUAGAUUGGAGUGGGCUUUUAGUUUUUAUAGCAGUCUCCUAUAAAAGCAUCAAAAGGAAAGGAGGGGGUAAUAGUUGUGGGUUUGGACGCAAUGAUCAGUCCUGGAGGCUGGAACUCGCCAAGUCCAGCUCCAGUUUCUGGCACAAUGAUAAACACACUAAACUCCCUCUGGUGGUCAGCUCCAGAAUAGGAGUGUAUGUGGAUCAGAGGGCAGGAACCCUGGCCUUCUACAGCAUUUCUGACACAAUGACCCUCCUGCACAGAGUCCAGACCACAUUCACUCACACACUCUAUCCUGGCUUUGCGUUUGGUGGUAAAUCAUCAGUGAAGCUGUUGUGACUGAUUUACAGAUGUCUUUAGCACAUACAUGUACAUUACAUUACAUUACAUUUAGCAGACACUUCUUGACCAAAGUGACUUACAUAUGUCAGCU
Messenger RNA from Alosa alosa (allis shad), 2248 nucleotides. RefSeq names its product E3 ubiquitin-protein ligase TRIM16-like. The record is from RefSeq and is a predicted model, not a curated record. NCBI's taxonomy places the organism in Eukaryota, Metazoa, Chordata, Actinopteri, Clupeiformes, Clupeidae. The transcript has 6 exons. The coding region runs from base 499 to 2154 and encodes 551 amino acids. Gene Ontology annotation, molecular function: zinc ion binding; protein binding.